Messenger RNA from Dendroctonus ponderosae (mountain pine beetle), 1456 nucleotides. RefSeq lists its product as uncharacterized. Bases 83 to 1402 code for a protein of 439 amino acids. Lineage: Eukaryota; Metazoa; Arthropoda; Insecta; Coleoptera; Curculionidae. The record is from RefSeq and is a predicted model, not a curated record. The transcript has 5 exons.
AGCAUUCCUGGUAAAACAGUGAAAUAACAUUGAAGUUGUCACAAAACUGCCAAAAUUCUCAGUCCGAUGAACAUGACUCGUUAUGUUAGCCUUUUAUCUGGGAUUACCUAGACAAUCCGAAGUGCUUUUAAUAGUAUUUCUAGGGAUAUGUUUCCUCUCCCUGGAUUUCUCGCUCUUCCACUUGAAGUCCAAUGUGGAGGACAUCUGGAAACUUGAGCUGAACAAAACCAAAUAUCUGGAACUGUUCCUCAAAUACGUCAUCAGUGCCAUUGUCGUUGUAAGAACGUUCACGUUGCACAUAUUUCUGGCCUUCUAUGUCAUCAUGCUGUGGCCGGCAAUUUUCGAGGAAAAACCCCAUCUGAUGCUUCCCUGGCUGCUGCUGGGGAUCAUCAGAUGCCUGAUCCUGAAUGCCCUCACUUUUGUGCUUGGAACCUUCAUCUGCCACAAGGAAAAGGGCCUUAACUCAAUUUGCUUGGAUUAUAUUAUCGCCCAAGUGAUCGAACAUGGUCCCUCCGUGUAUGCUUGGUUCUCCAUUCUGAGCUUUUACAGAGAAAUUCUUAUGGAGUGCGAACUGAACGAGCCUUCAGUAGAAUCCCUAUGCUCUAAAGCUGUAGCUUCCAAAAACAGUCAGGGCCCAGAAGAAGUCCUAGUGAGUAAGGCAAAGUCCUACUCGCUGUCCGAUUUGAGCUUGGACUGCAUGCAAAGCAGCGACGUUGGUAGCUUUCCUGCUGACCGAUCGAUGGAAAUUCUCAAAGCUGAGCUCCGGGACUUGUUUGAGAAAAAAAGAGUUCUCAAAGAUAGUUCCAAGUCGUUUGACUCCCUGAUUCACGCCAAUUUAAAUAAAAGCACCCCAUCCUCAUUUUCUGCUGCAAACCUUUCAAUAAUCGAGCAAAGCAUGAGAGCCCUAGAAAUUUCCGAUCAUGAUGUUGAAAGGGCCCAGCAGCUGAAAGGCCAAUUCCUGCAUGCUCUCAAAGAAGUCUCCCUAUCGGAUGUUUACACAAAUACGCUCCUAACGCGAAGCUUCUACAUAUCGCAAGGAAAACUUUACAAGGGCCUGCACAUGCCCAAGUCGCACUCGCAGGCUGAUGAUGGCCAAAGUGAGGAAACCUGUCUAUGCUUCAUUAGAAAACAGCUGCAGCUCAGACAAUCCAACCAAACGCUACAUGAAAGCGAAAUAGCUACCGUUACCUUGAAUGACAUGGAAAAUGAGAAACAAAGCGAUUUGAAUUGUUUAAACGGGGUUAGGAUGGAGGUGGGUUUAGGGGCCAGGCUUGGCUUCAGUCCUCAGCGAUUUGGGCUCAAGAAGACAAUUUCGAAAAAUUUCGGGUGCCAAGUGGGGCUUUUGCAAAACACCCGUGAUCAACUGGUGAAGAAGAUUUUUGGCUUUCGCCUUUCGCCGUAGGGGAAGCUGGAAGAUUCUUGUUUAUGUAAAAAAAUAAAAGCUCGUGGUUUCAAU